This is a messenger RNA of Anguilla anguilla (European eel), 4839 nucleotides long. It is a transcript of the gene sncaip, whose product is annotated as synuclein, alpha interacting protein. Gene Ontology annotation, molecular function: ubiquitin protein ligase binding. NCBI's taxonomy places the organism in Eukaryota, Metazoa, Chordata, Actinopteri, Anguilliformes, Anguillidae. The record is from RefSeq and is a predicted model, not a curated record.
UCUCUGCUCCAGGUGUGUGUGUGUGUGCAUGCGUGUGUUUGUGCUGACUUGUACUGGUGUGUGCGUGUGUUUGUGCUGACUUGUUCUGCCUAUAAUAAAGUGUAUGAAUUGCCAAUUAAUCUGAUUUGACUCCUUGCAAAGAAAAUUGGCAGUAUAAUUGGGUAUUUUUCAGUCAUCAAAGUUUUCUUUCAAGGUGCUAUUACGUAUUUUUCUUUACAAAGUAGGAAUCCGUUCCUACAUAAGAACCAGCGCCGAUAUACAACGGAUCUUGUGCAUGCGACUGAAACAAUAAGCUGAAGAAAGACGUUGAAUUGCCGUGAUUACUGAAGAUAACGGUACCCGGGAGCUCUGUUUCCGGUUCGGUGGGGGAAACGGUGCAAGGAGACGCCGUUUCACAUCCUUCAGCUUUUGUGCACAGCGUCUCAGGAGAAACGGGAGAACGGGUAGAUACAUUUGAAUUACGAGAAUCAAGGUCUUACAGAAGGUUUGCUUCUCGCCGGGGUGUCGCUGUUCAUAAUGCUGACUGAGAAUGGACGCCCCUGAGUACCUGGACCUCGACGAGAUCGACUUCACCGACGAUUUAGUCUACUCUGUUACCUCUCUGAAGAGCAUUCCGGAGCUUUGUCGCAGAAAUGAGUCUCAAAGUGAAGAUAGGCAAGUCCCCGCUAUAAACUGGAGCCGCGGCGUGUCGUCGCAUGGCGGCAACGGGAUCAAACCCGCCGGCAUCGCCGACGUGCACAGCAAGUUCCGCCCGGUUAAGAGGGUGUCGCCGCUGAAACACCAGCCCGAGGUGCCGGACAGCGGGGCGGACGCCAAGAGCCAGAGCCAAAAUGGCGACGGGAGCAAAGAGGAGGCCUCGGACAAGCCCUCCCGAGCGGGCGAGCCGUCCGCCGAGGGGCGGGGCUUCAAGGGCAAGGGCGGCGGCGGCGGCGGGGGCGGGCCGCUGUUCGGGGAGCUGGAGCACUACGACCUGGACAUGGACGAGAUCCUGGACGUGCCCUACAUCAAGUCCAGCCAGCAGGUGGCCACCCUCCCCCGCGCCGCCGCCCGGACAAGAGGGGGGGGCGCGGGCGGCGGCCCCGGGGAGCGGGGCAUGGGGGGCAAGGCGUCCGGGCCCCCCCACCACGGCGAGAGCCUGGGGGGCGUGAUGCCCUACUGCGCCCUCUCCCCCGUCAAGUGGCCUGACAUCAGGAAGUCCAAGUCCAUGGACCCGGACUUCCUGCGGCAGCCGCCGCUGGGCCUCGAACUCUCCCAGGGUCCCCGCGGCUGCCCGCCGCCGUCAGCCGACGCGGAGCCGCCCGCCAGAGCGUUCCCCGAGCCCCGCCCCCACAAGGCCCUCGGGGACAUUCCGGGGAGCCAGUCCAUGAACUUCCCCCUGCAGGGGUGCUCCUCGGCCCGGGCGGAUGGCGGCCGGAGCUGGGGCGGCUCCAGGGCCCACGGGGAGGUGGACGAGGAGGCCAAGAAGGUCCAGAACAUCAUCAACACCAUCCGGGGAGGACAGAUCUCCCUGCUGCCUCACCUGGCGGCGGACAACCUGGAGCUGAUCCGGGACGAGGACGGGAACAACCUGCUGCACAUCUCGGCGUCGGAGGGCCACGCCGACUGCCUGCAGCACCUGACCUCGCUCAUGGGCGAGGACUGCCUGAACGAGCGCAACAGCGAGCAGCUCACCCCCGCCGGCCUGGGCAUUAAGAACGGACACCUGGAGUGCGUGCGCUGGAUGGUGAGCGAGACUGAGGCCAUCGCCGAGCUCAGCUGCUCCCGCGAGCACCCCAGCCUGAUCCACUACGCCGCGCGCUACGGACAGGAGAAGAUCCUGCUGUGGCUGCUGCAGUUCAUGCAGGAGCAGGCCAUCUCCCUGGACGAGGUGGACCAGAGCGGGAACAGCGCCGUGCACGUAGCCGCCCAGCACGGUCACCUGGGCUGCAUACAGACCCUUGUGGAGUACGGCUCCAACGUCACCAUCCAGAACCAGCACGGGGAGCGGCCUUCCCAGAGUGCCGAGCGGCAUGGGCACACCACCUGCUCGCGCUACCUGGUGGUGGUGGAGACGUGCAUGUCGCUGGCCUCCCAGGUGGUGAAGCUCACCAAGCAGCUCAACGAGCAGACCGCGGCGAAGGUGACGCUGCAGAACCAGGUGCAGCAGCUGCUGCUGGACUCGCCGCGCGGGGACGGCUCGUCCUCGCCGACCGCCAGUGGCCACGCCGCCCACAUGGAGGCGUGGCCUGAGAUGACCCUGACGGCGGAGGCGGGGCCGGGGGACGGGCACUGGGUGCUGCGGCAGCGGGACGUGGACUCGGACACGGUGCUCCGGCAGCUCCUGGGCAAGGAGAUCUCGGAGAAGGUGUGCACCUCGGAGCGGCUGUCCCUGGAGUUCCGGGGGGCGGAGGCCCCCGCCGGGGCGGACCCAGGGGUGGCGCUGCGGCGCAUGGGCGUGGUGGAGCGCCGCGAGCUGAAGCUGGCCCGGCUGAAGCAGAUCAUGCAGCGCUCGCUCAGCGAGUCGGACACGGACUCCUACCCGCCCGAGGAGAGGCACGCCCACGGCUCCGCCCCCGGCCCCGCCCACUCCCACAGCUCCGCCCACGGCCCCGCCCCUGGUCCCGCCCCCGGCCCCGCCCGACCCGACAGGCCCCGGCAGCUGGCCGUCGGCGAGGGCGACGAGCCGGCGGCCAGCCUGCACCUGGUGAUGAAGAGGCACGCGCCCUCGUCCGCCGAGCGCAAGCUGGCCUUCGCCCACGGCUCCUCCAAGUCCGCCGACGGGUACAACCCCUCGCCCACGUCCGACUGCAGCGACCCGGACCACGAGCCCAGGGCGGACGCGGCGGCGGCGGCGGGGGGGGACGGGGGGCCCGACGGCGGCGGCGGCGGCUCCCAGAAGAACGCCACCAGCCCCAAAAGCGCGCUCAAGUCGCCCUCCUCCCGGAGGAAGACCUCCCAGAGCCUCAAGCUCAGGGUGACCUUCGACGAGCCCGUCGUCCACAAGGAGGCGCCGGAGGGCGAGGCCCGGGGCGGCCCGGCCAAGGAGGGCGAGAGGGGCGCGGCGAGGACUUCGGCGGGGGGCGAGCCGGGGGAGGCGUGGAAGCGCCCGUUCGGGACGUUCCGCUCCAUCAUGGAGUCGCUGAGCGGGAACCAGAACAGCAACAAUAACAACCCCCACGGCUCCCCCGCCGCCAAAUGCCCCGCGUCCACCCCCAAAUGCCCCGCAUCCACCCCCAAAUGCCCCGCAUCCACCACCAAAUGCCCCGGGCCCGCCGCGUCGCUGAGCUCGCCCGCGAGGAAGACGUCCGAGACGAGAGCCAAUCAGACCAGCGUUGCCAAGUCCAAGAGCAAGACCAGCGCUGUGUAGGAGGACACGCCCACGCUGGACGCACAGGGGCGACUGACCUGGAUGGAGUUCCUAGUGCUCGCCGAAGAUGACCUUUCCCAUCCCACCCGACCGGCAAUCUCAUGUGGGAUUUUUUUAUAUUGAACUAUUUCUGGAUAAUUUCCACUUUUCUGUUUUUCUUUUAUUUUUUCCUAUUAUUAAUUCAGAAUAUUGUAACUGUAAAAGACAAGAAGGAUAACAGUGGAAUGCACAGGGGAUGUAAUUUUUAUUUUGCGUAAAGUGGAUUUUUCUAGGAAGGAGCACUUGAUGUACACUUGCACAAAUGUAUUGGAGCCACUGUAUAUAGUACUCUUUUACACCUAAUCCACCUUUGCAUUUUCUACUGUUAGUUUUUGAUUCAAAGUGUUGCUUAUUACCAGUUACUGUAUUCGUGACCUAUGCAUACUAGUAUGAUUUCAUUUUGAUUGUUACUUUAAACUGUAUUGACUUUUUUUUUUUACACUCCAUUGAGAUCAUUUAACCUUGUGGUAUGCAGUAUGAAGAACUGAGUCUUGGAAAGAGAUUUUACUUUUCCAGUUUGGUGUUUUUUGCAAUGUUAUCGACACUGAAUUCCUGAAGAGCAGGACACAGGCUACGUGAUCAUAACAUAUUUUUUAAAUUAUUGUAGUAAUUAUGUGUGAAGACCGCUGUCCACAGCUCACAGUGGCCACUUAGGAGUUGCGCGUCAUGUGACGUGUGUGAAACCUCAACAUUGCACUCUGCAAUAUAUAAAACUGCAAAAAUAUGCAAAGUCAACAAUGCUGCAAUACGAUUGGUUCACUGUGGUCGUUUUUAGUAUCUUAAAAAAAAAAAAAAAAAAAAAACUGAACAGCAUUAUGUUACUGUUUAUACAUUUCGUUGUCUCAUUUCCAGUUUGGGAAUCGGAAGAAUAACUAAAUGCAGACCCGUUGUGGUUGCUCCCCCCCCCCACCUCCCCCAAUUAUUGAAGCCGCUGUCAGAGGUUCACCCACCGGAUUGAAAGGACAAGCAUUUAUACCUUCAGGUACCACUGGGUCUCGGAUCAAUCUCUUAGGCAUUGAUGCCAAAGAUUGAUGCUUUCAAUUAAAUGAACAUGUACACACACCGCAACAAGAAAUACCGAAACGUUCAAAAUACAAACAAAACACUGUAUUCAGUCCCUGCUGUCAGUCUUCAUGCUGAGAUUAUGUAUCUUAACCCUUCACUCAAAUUAUGUCACAAUAGAUUUUAAUAAAUCUAGCCUACAGGUAUACAGAGUAAUCGGCAAGGUUAAUCAGAACAUUCCAUAUGUUGUCUGGGGAAGAAAUAAUAUUUUAUAGUUUCAAUUCUUUGCAGUUCUUUGGUUCGGUUCUCAAAACAUUUGCAACUUUCAGAACAGUGGAAAUUGUUGAUUAAAUUAAAAUUGAGAAUAUGUUGACAAAUCAAGUGUGUGAUGCUUUGUCACAGUGAGAGAAAUUGGAAAACUGCAGAACUAAAUAAAAAUGAUUUAUCUAUUU